Eruca vesicaria subsp. sativa (arugula) is the source of this 746-nucleotide messenger RNA. The record is from the annotation of a GenBank genome assembly. NCBI's taxonomy places the organism in Eukaryota, Viridiplantae, Streptophyta, Magnoliopsida, Brassicales, Brassicaceae.
AUGGAUUUGAUCUCUCAAGAGCACAAAAACAAAAACCCUAAUACCACUCUCUCAACACGACAUCCUUUGUCUUCUUCGUCUUCUACACCUUCCUCUAGCCGCUACGAGAACCAGAAACGCCGUGAUUGGAACACUUUCUGCCAAUACCUUAGAAACCAUCGUCCACCACUCUCUCUACCGUCUUGCAGCGGCGAACACGUCCUUGAGUUCCUGCGUUACAUUGACCAGUUUGGAAAAACCAAAGUCCACCACCAAAACUGCUCUUUCUUUGGCCUCCCAAAUCCUCCUGCUCCUUGUCCUUGUCCUCUCCGACAAGCUUGGGGCUCACUUGACGCCCUUAUCGGUCGUCUUCGUGCCGCCUACGAGGAGAACGGUGGAGUUCCAGAGGUUAGCCCUUUUGGCUCACGUUCAGUUAGGAUUUUUCUAAGGGAGGUUAGAGAUUACCAGGCUAGAGCACGUGGCGUUAGCUAUAAGAAGAAGAGGAAAAGAGUCAGUAACGCGCAAAUAACUCAAUCGAGUUCGCAGCCGCCUCUACAGUCGCAGCCACAACAGCAGCAGCAGCAAGGUCAGUCUAUGAUGGUCAAUUAUAAUCACGGGCAGCUUGAUGAUAUUGUACAACAUCGAUAAAUGUACGUUCGUAUCUAGCUAUUUAUACGUACCCAUUCUUUUGUAUUUUUGUUAUGUAAUAUCCCUCUACUUUACUCCAUCCACAGUUUUUUUUUUUUUUUUGUGUCUUGAACUAUUGU